Messenger RNA from Zootoca vivipara (common lizard), 2809 nucleotides. RefSeq names its product homeobox D1 (gene HOXD1). Gene Ontology annotation, molecular function: RNA polymerase II cis-regulatory region sequence-specific DNA binding; DNA-binding transcription factor activity, RNA polymerase II-specific. The record is from RefSeq and is a predicted model, not a curated record. NCBI's taxonomy places the organism in Eukaryota, Metazoa, Chordata, Lepidosauria, Squamata, Lacertidae. Gene Ontology annotation, cellular component: nucleus. Gene Ontology annotation, biological process: regulation of transcription by RNA polymerase II.
AUGAACUCCUUCCUGGAGUAUCUCGCGCGGGGCGGAGAUGGCUUGAGCUUGGCGACCAAAUUCGGGGGCUCCGAGCCCGGUGGCGUGGCUCUGCGGCCGCCCUGUCCCCUGUCAGCAGGCGGGGAAGGCGCCUACCCCACGCCGACGACAGGAAGCUUGCCGGCGCAACCGCAGCAACAGCUGGCGCCUUGCGCCCUGGCGCGCAGCGCUUUCGCGGAAGCAGAGUACAGCUUGCUCCGGCCCGAGGCGCCUUACGCGGCCCCCGGCGGCCCAGACGAGGCCGGCGCUCCCCUCCACUACGCCACCACGUCUAUCUUUGCGGGUGGCGGCGGCGGCGCUUACCUCCAAGUGGAUUACGGCGCGCUCAGCGACACCUUCCAGCCUUGCGCCAAGGAUGCGCCUCCCCGGCCGCCUCCCCCUUCCUCGGACUUCUGCGUCAAGGCCGGCUCCCGGAUCGCGCUCAGCACGUUCGAGUGGAUGAAAGUCAAGAGGAAUGCGCCCCCGAAAAGCAAGCUCUCCACCUAUGGAUCUCCCAGCCCUCCCAGUGCUGUCCGGACCAAUUUCAGCACCAAGCAACUCACGGAGCUGGAGAAAGAGUUCCACUUCAACAAGUACCUCACCCGGGCCCGACGCGUGGAGAUCGCCAAAUCCCUGGGCCUCAAUGACACUCAGGUGAAGAUCUGGUUCCAGAAUCGGAGGAUGAAACAGAAGAAAAGGGAGCGGGAAGGUAUGGUCGUCCCUUGCGCUGCUGUGCCUUUUCACAGCUCCACCUCGGAGUCGAGCCCGACACAGCCAGCGAUGCGUUCUGCUCCCUCUUCUCCAGCCAAUGGCUCGCCCUGACGGCUGUGGAAACACAGAGAGGCGUCAGGAACAGCAGGAGGCUGAAAAGACUCAGGAGAAUUAAACAACAAAACUCCAGAUAAAUCGGAAAGGUCUAAAUGGUGUUAAAUCGUGCACAUUCUAAGACGAGGGGAUUGCUUUGUUUUAUUUAGAAAGACAAUCAUUGCACUGAUGUUGUUGCAUUCCCCUUGGGGAAAAGGCUGGCUUUAUCACGUGCAGGAUGAAGGAUAUUUGCUGCUUUUACGCAGAACUCGCUCAAGGCACAAAUGGCACCGUCUGACUUGUUUACAUUUUAUUUAUUUGCAUUUCAGGGAAAAGCUGCUCUUAGGCCGCUGUGUGCUGCUAAACUUUGUGAUUGGCCUUGCUGAGUUUAUUUGACCUUAGGCUUGCUUACUCACGGGGAAGUCUCCUGGGAAAGACUAGGGGCAGAAGAUCUUAAGCUUGCUCAGCUGGACCUCAGAUUGCUUUGAAUCUUUGUGUUUUCCUCUGUGUGUGUGUAUGUGUGUGUGUAUGUAUGUGUUUUGGAAAUAGAACCCAAGGGUGUGUGUGUGUGUGUGUGUGUGUGUGUGUGUGUAUUGUACAAAAGAAACCAAAGAUAGAGAGCCAUGCGUUUCAUAAAAGGGCUGCUCUCUUGCCUUUGAAAAGCCUUCCUUUUCAAACAUUAGGCCUUGGUUUGAAAUGUAUUUUGAAAUACUCCAGGGCUUCCCAGUGCUGCUGCUUUGAGGUGCCUGCAUGUAAACGCAAUCAUUAGCUAGAAAGCAAUCGUGGGUGACUUGAAUUCCUUUUGGUUUGGGGGGCUCGGCUCUGGUUCUAAACAAAUCUGUGGUCUCCAGAAACAUCCAGCGCAACCAAGUGAGGCUUUCAAUAAGAACGUUGGCUUAAGAUGGGAUUUCCAGUGUAAUUAAUGUCGUGCCAGUUUUUUUGUUUUUUAAAUUUAAAUACUGGUUUUAAUUUUCCAUCAAUAAAUGCAGUUUCUUGAAAGUGUUAUGUAGCAAAGCAAAGAGAUUCUGAGAUGGAUGGACUUCCUUUCCAUUGAUUGUCACUCUUUGCUUUUGGUUUUGUGUUGGCUCAGCAAAAGGCUUCUCUUAAUUAAGUUUUCAGCUGGUUUCUCAAAACAAAGAACUUCUCUUUAUGGUUCUUUAAAUAGCCCGAGAGGUUCUUUCUUCCUUUCCUUUAACAACAACUUCUCAUGAGGCCUAUUUUAGUUUUUCAUGGCGAUCCUUCGUGUAAUAAGAAGAAGUGGAAAAGAAGGUUGUGGAAUAACAACCAAAGCUGGCACAGGGAGCUGAGGAGUAAGGAGGCAAGAAAAGGCCACUUUAUGACUUUCAGGUAACUCCUAGACUUGGGUAAUCUUAAAUUGGCCACUUGAUUUAGUGCAAAGUCUUCGACAUUGCCCCUUAGGAAUUCGAAGAUAAAUCGCAGAGUAAUCCUAACCAGAACUAAUCCUAACCAUGUUUGACUGGGAACCCAUUUAUACGUAUAUGUCAUUUAGUUAUAUCAUUGUUGUUGUUGUUGUUGUUGUUGUUGAUGAUGAUGAUGAUUUCUAAAGGCAUCUGUACAUCAACAACUGAAUACUAGUCAUUUUUUAAAAGAAGAACCCAUGCCAGAUUCUCAGGUUUUCAAGGGGUCUCUAGGUUCCCAUUCUAGGCUUUUUGGAGAUGGCAAUGUUCCUUUGGAGGGGCACUAAGAUCUGCCCCCAAGGGAACAGUUCUAUAGAGCGGCACGACUCAUGUCUCAUGUAAGGAAGUCCAAGUCCUUGGAUAUUAACGCUGACUAACCUAUUCCCAAUCCAUUAGAAAAAAUAUAUAUCAAAUCCAAGUAUUUUGGCACAGGCCUGCAGUCGCAGCGGAAGUAGGUCCAAGCAGAUCCGUUUGGCACUUACUUCCGAGUAAACUUGAGCAGACUUGGCAGCAUCUGGGGGCACCAGAGUGGAAUCUGUUGCUACACUGCUGCUGAAGGCAUGGGUAUA